ACAAUGCUCAUUACUCGUUACACACAAGAGAAGAAGAGAAGAGAAACAGGAGCAGAAUAACCCUCAAACUCCGUUUCACUCUGAGAGAAAGUGCUGCAGAAAACACACCCAAACAGAGAGAGGAAGAGGUGUGUGAGGGAGAGACUAAGAAUUGAAAGAAAAAACGUUUGCAAAGGAAGAAACCUUGCAAAUUUAACACCAGAAAAGAAGAUCUGUGAUUUCUCUUUCUUUUUUCUUUUUGUUUGCAUAGGAAAAAAACACACACCCUUCAUCUGAGCCUGAAUUUGUAUCAUUGAGAAUUUUCAAAAAGGAUUGUCUCUUCAGAGACACAGAUCUUGAGGUUGGAGUCAAAUCCUUCACACUUUGGUAUGGAGACAGAAGAGAGGAACCAGAAAGGGUGCAAGGCUUCGGAGCCAGAGUUUUUCUUGCAGUGGGGGAACAGGAAGAGGCUGAGAUGUGUGAGGGUGAAGGACCCUCGGAUUUCAGCGAGACUCAACGGUGGAAUCAGAAGGAAACUUGGUUCUGCACUGGAUCAUCAUCGCUCUGGGUUCACUGUGCCCGAGAAAGAAAUCUCUCAUCACCACCACCACCACCAUCAACAACCUAAUCGCCUUACAAGGAAUUCCGACGGGGCGAUUCUCCGGUCGUCGGCCGGCGAGACUAGGAAAUCGGCGUCGCCGGAGAAGGAGGACCGGUACUACACGACGCGGGGUUCGGCGGAGGAGAACGGCAAGGUCACCGGCGACGGCAACAACGGCGAGGAACGUGCCCUAGUUUGGCCCAAGCUCUACAUCACUCUCUCAAGCAAGGAGAAAGAGGAAGACUUUCUCGCCAUGAAGGGUUGUAAGCUUCCUCAGCGACCCAAAAAGAGAGCCAAAAUCAUCCAAAGAAGCUUACUUUUGGUGAGUCCUGGGGCGUGGUUGUCUGAUAUGUGCCAAGAAAGAUAUGAAGUUAGGGAGAAGAAAAGUAACAAGAAGUUAUGUACCACACGGCUUAUAUAUUCUCUUGGAUUGCAGAGACCAAGAGGGUUGAAGGCUAUGGGAAGCAUGGAAAGCGAUUCUGAAUGAUGAUGAUGAUGAUGAUGAAGAUGAUGAUGGAAAGAAAAAACAUUUGAGCGGAUCCGCAAGAGGGGGAAGAAGAAGCCCUUUUAAGAAGAAGCUUGGAGGAAUGUUUUGGAGAUGGUGAUGAUGAAGAUGAUGAUUCAAGUUUUUUGUUUUUAUAUUUGUGUGGCAUGUAUGUUGCCCCCUCAUGUUUUUUUGUAAACAAUUCGAUCCGAUCCGAUCCAUUUCAAUUAAUUAAGAAAAAAUAUUUUCUUACCUUA
Glycine soja is the source of this 1321-nucleotide messenger RNA. RefSeq lists its product as uncharacterized. Bases 369 to 1067 code for a protein of 232 amino acids. NCBI's taxonomy places the organism in Eukaryota, Viridiplantae, Streptophyta, Magnoliopsida, Fabales, Fabaceae. The record is from RefSeq and is a predicted model, not a curated record. The transcript is spliced from 6 exons.